AUGAAGAAACCUGUUGGAAAUUGUAUUAAAGGAAAUGGAUUUGGAAAUUUAAUUAAUGAUGAAAAUAUUAAAUAUAUUAAUUGUUUGGAGGGAGGUUUUGAUAAAAUUGUUGAAGUUUCUGCAGAAAAUUCAUUCAAAAAACCACAAAAUUGUCUCAAUUAUUCUUUAUAUUAUUUUGAAAUUAAAUGUAAAUUUGAAGGAGAGUUAGUAAAUAGUGGAAAAAUAUUGAUAAAUAUUGGCCUUAUAAAUUUAAAUUUAAAUAAAUGUGUUUGUUACAAAGCAAAGUUUGCAACAAUUUAUAACGAGAAAGAUGAAGAAUUUAAACUUUCAACACUUUUCUUCAAUAAUAAUGAUAUUUUUGGUUGUGGAUUAGUUUAUCCUCCAAGUAACAAAAUUAAUUAUAAAUUCCCUUAUAUUUUCUUUACACAAAACGGAAAACAAAUUGGUAAAAGAAUUAAUUAA
Meloidogyne enterolobii is the source of this 462-nucleotide messenger RNA. NCBI's taxonomy places the organism in Eukaryota, Metazoa, Nematoda, Chromadorea, Rhabditida, Meloidogynidae. The record is from the annotation of a GenBank genome assembly.